Molecule: messenger RNA, 5285 nt
Organism: Dermacentor albipictus
Lineage: Eukaryota; Metazoa; Arthropoda; Arachnida; Ixodida; Ixodidae
Gene: nompB
Product: intraflagellar transport protein 88-like protein nompB
Biological process (GO): intraciliary transport; non-motile cilium assembly
Cellular component (GO): ciliary basal body; non-motile cilium; ciliary base
Molecular function (GO): kinesin binding
Source: RefSeq, a predicted model, not a curated record
AGUGUCGUGCAUUUCAGCGCUUUGUGCGGUCUCGAUUAUCAUUUCUGCAGUUGGCGCGUAUCAACCGACGCAGAGAUGGCUGUUACUAUGGAAAGAGUGCAUUUGGUACCGUCAGACGACGAUGACCUAUAUUCAGGCUACAACGAAUUCGAUCCUUCUUUAGACAUUGACGGCUUUACGCAAGACGAAGGGUUCCAGAAUGCUUCUAGAACCAGCUACGGUCGAAGACCUCCGACCAGUUCCGGUUUUCACGCUGGGAUGCCGAGCACUAGCACUGGAUUCCGCGGCCAGACGUCCGUGGUGCCUCCUUCCCGGCUGAACACGGCCACCACCAGCUUCGCUUCGCGGCCCAUGACUGCAGUUCGUGGAGCCGGAUACAGCUCUGCCACAGUGCAAGGUCCGGUGGGCAGCGCGUUCGAUCCUCUGGCGCAGGCCAAGACAUCGACGCCAUCGUUCAGCAGCUCGAAAGAGAGCUCUAGUCCCGAGGAGAAGCUGAAGCAGCUGGAAGGCGCCGUCAUGGAGCUGGUGGAGCAGAGCUCAAUCUCCGCUUCGAAGCAGCAGUUCAAACUGGCUUUGGACCAGGCCAAGGACGCCGUCGCCAAGGAGAGGAACCUGUCGCGGCAGCGAGAGCAGGCAGCCUCUGAGGUUCCACCCAACCUUGACCUCAUGUACUGCGCGCUGUUCAACCUCGCCGUGCAGUACACCAACAACCAAAUGUACACGGAGGCUCUCAGCACGUACCAACUAAUCGUCAAGAACAAGGCCUUCUCCAACGCAGGUCGCUUAAAACUGAACAUGGGCAACAUCUACUUCUACCAGGGAAACUACUCUAAAGCCAUCAAGUUCUUCCGCAUGUCACUGGAUCAGGUGCCGAACACCCACAAGGACAUGAGGCUGAAGAUCAUGAAGAACAUCGCGUUGGCCUUCGUGCGCAUGGGUCAGCUGGCGGACGCGGUCACCUCGCUCGAGUACAUCAUGGCCGAGCGGGCAGACUUCCGCACGUCGUUGCACCUGGUCGUCUGCCAGUACCACCUCGCUGUCGGCGCGGCAGUGGGCGGCGCGCCAGACAAGGUUCGCCGGAGCUUUCUCAAGCUGCUCGACGUGGCCCCGGACCAGGUCGACGAGAUCGACAAGUACGAGCCAUCCCAGGGCGAUCCAGCCGAGAUGCUAUACUAUGAGGAGAUAAAGAACGACUCGCUACAGCAGAUCGAGCGGGAGAGAAGACACGAAGCCGAAUGGUGCAUCUCAACAGCCGCCAAGCUCAUCGCCCCCGUGAUCAGCAGCUCGUUUUCCGAAGGUUACGAGUGGUGUCUGGAGCAAAUUAAAUCAUCCGCCUACGCCUACAUCGCGAACGAUCUGGAAAUUUGCAAGGCUGUCGCUUACCUGAGGAAACGGGAAUUCAAUCAGGCAAUCGAAACCCUCAAGGCCUUCGAAAAAAAGGACACGAAGGUUGCCAGCACUGCUGCCACGAACCUCUCGUUCCUGUACUACUUGCAAAACGACCUGUCUCAAGCGGACAAGUAUGCGGACCAGGCUGUGCAAGCGGACAGAUACAACGCAGGAGCUCUUGUGAACAAAGGCAACUGUUGCUUCGCGAAUAAUGACUUGGACCGGGCGGUCGAGUACUACCGAGAGGCUCUGACCACGGAGGCCAGCUGCGUCGAGGCUUUGUACAACCAAGGACUUGCCUACCAGAAGCUUGGUUCACUGGAAGAGGCCCUGGACUGUUUCUUCAAGCUGAGGGCCAUCGUCAAGACCAUCCCGCAAGUGCUGCAUCAGAUUGGCCGGACGUAUGAGCUGCAGGGAAACAUGGAUGAAGCUCUGGAAUGGUACCAGCAGUUGGUGACACUAGUGCCUACAGACCCAAACCUGCUCUCGAAGAUCGGAGACAUUUACGACUCUCAAGGAGAGAAGCAACUAGCCUUCCAGUACCAGUCGGAUUCUUAUAGGUAUUUCCCAUCGAACAUCGACAUCAUCGACUGGCUGGGGGCGUACUACAUCGAGUCGCAGCUUUACGAGAAGGCCAUCAAGUACUUCGAAAAGGCGACCAUUAUUCAGCCCAGCCAGGUCAAGUGGCCCCUACUGGUGGCCAGUUGCCAUCACAAGAGUGGGAAUUACCAGCAAGCACUCGCCACCUACAGGAGCCUGCACCGGAGGUUUCCCGACAACGUCGAAUGUCUGCGCUUUCUGGUGAGACUCACCAACGAUCUGGGCCUCAGCGAAUCUGCCGAGUACGCGGCCAAACUGAAGAAGGCCGAAAAGGCGAAGGAGAUGAAGGAGCAGCGCACGAGCAGCAGUGGAAGUAGAAGUGGAAGCCAUCGAAGCAGCGGUCGCCUAUCCAGAGAUGGUUCCGCCAGCAGCAGUACCAGCAUCCAGUCGGAGCCGGCGGUGACAAAAGCUAGAGCGGCCACUACCAGUGGUAGAGCUCGUGCUAAAAUACCACUGGUUGAAGCCGAAGAGGCGUACCAGACGUCACGCAGGGAUAUAGACGCUUCGUACGAGGACCCCCUUGGACCCUUGGAGGAGAGGCCCCGUACCGCAGCGAGGACAAGACAUCAGGUCGAGGACGACUUCGACAAUGAGGAACUGGGGGACGACAUGCUACCCGAAUGAACCGAUCGAGGUCGCCGAGGUCGCAAACGUCUAGGAAGGGUGGGACCAUUUAUAGAAGACAGUAUGCGGAGCGUUACGUCACGCAAAAAUAUCAAUCGUGAAAAAAAUAGAAAUUUGUCUGUCUUGAAGUUUCUCGCAAGGCAAGAUUGAUGCACGUGGCCGAAUUCUCAAAAGGUCAUCAACAACGAUUGUUUUCAAGUCCGUGAACAGUGAAAAAGAAGAGGUGUUGACGUGGUCGUCUGCUCUUCUUUUUAUUACGCGAUAGCGUUAAGGGCCCCGUGUCGCCUAAAUUCCGGUGUCGGCGACGGCUGUGUUGCCCGAUAGAGAAAAAAUUUCCGAGCCACGCAUGCCGAACCACGCAGGCCCCAUGCGUGGCGCAUCGGCGUUACUGAACAAAUUAAAUUUCUCAAAGUAAAAUGAGCCAGAAAAUUCAGGUGUGACUUACACGAAACCUAAAAAAAUGAUAGUACGAUAUUGUAACUUUGAAUGUACGAGAAAACAUAACCCCGUUACGCGGAAACUCAAACACAACGCCCUUUUCCAGCUGCUGCUUAAGGCCUGCCUUAGCAGGAGCAGCGCACCCCGCUUGAUUCCGUGCAACACCACCCAGAUGGCGCUUGCCUCUGCGUAUCCGCGGCAGGGGUCAGGGCCCAUGCCAGGGAAAAAACAAAAAACAAAAAAAUUCAGAAAGUUCGUUUUCGUGCAUAGCGUUCAUUGCCAGCGUUUCCAGGAAAAUAUUACGGUUACAUUAGCCGCAGUUGCCGGGAAGCGUGGGAAGCAGUCAGGGCCUUUUGGAUGUUAUCGCGUUCCACUCUUAAAGGCGAAGCUUCAGCGCAUUUCCAAGUUCUUUUUGGCCAACACAGAAUAACUUCCUUUACAAACCUGCAGCUUGCUCAUAAGCACUGGGGUGUGAGUCUGGACAUACGUAACGAAUAGGAACAAGAGAACGCUGACUUACUCUUCCGUUUGCCUAAAUACGAGACGCUUUCCGGAACAACCUGCCAAUGCGCCCUGCUCCAAUCAUCGCUAAUUUUUUUUAAAUCGAGGCUAAGUUGUAUCUUUCGAGCAGCGAGUGCAUGGAAGUUUUUAGUUCCUUUUUUUUUUCAAUUUCACGUUAUCUCCCUGACGACUUCACACUGAGUUAUGAAUGAAGGGCGGAAUUACCACAAUUGUUUAACAUACUAAUAAUGUUAUAUACUUCUUUCGUGAAUGGACAUGAACGGUUGAUGGCAGCUAUUUCGUAGGAAAGGCCGUUCUAGUCUGCAACUACAUGGGAGAGAAAAAUUCAAUGACGAUUACCAUAAUCCCUAAUGCGAAAUUUCAGCGCAGCUCUAUACGUGUUUUGAUUUCGCGAUAUAUUGGCUGGUGCGGGGCAAACGAUGAUAACCGAGACAAAAGUGAACGAGACCAAACUUAACAAAUCAAACAAGCGCGAGCAAGAGCUGACGCCAGCAGGCGACAGUACGAAGCGGCUGAGGCCAGAUGGAGUACGCAUCGAGCGAACGGGCAUGACAGCAGUCUCUCGCGCGCACGUCACUGAGAGGGCCGCUCCCAUUGGCUUCCGCUAAUCGCGGUUCGCGACUUUCAUCUCCCGCUCCGUGUUCUCUCUUUCAUGUUUGGCUCGUUCGCUCGGUUACGCCGAGACCGAGGCCGACGCUCGCCGCACGAACGGGCAGCUAAGAGCUGCGCUCUAGAAUGAAGACAAAGAUGUGACAGUACACGCUUUGGAGCGAGCGACCCUUAAUGACCUAUGCGAAGUGAUACCCUCGCCGAUGGUGAAAUGAAAGGUGCGUGGGGGAGAUCAGUGUAAACGUAUCUUAGAAAUAGUGGUAGCCUGGCGACACGAAUGGGAAUACGCAAGGGUUGGAAGACCAUAUAUGCUUUCAAGGGUGAUACGAUGAUGGCGUACGAAUAUGCUGGGUGAGUGAGUUUACCAGCAUAAUUAUGUACGGAUUCAAAAGUGUUUGUCAGGUAGGCUUUAUGAGGUCUCCAGGUGUCAGAUGCGUAUUCGAGCUUAGGCUUUAUGACACAUUUGUAUGCCAUAGUUACUGUGUCAAGAACCUUUUCGUAAGUGAUGAAUAGAAGAAAAGAAAACUUUUUAUGGUCGAGCUGUCUAUGGCUAGGGUACCAUAGAAUUUUCGGGUCCGAUCCUAACAACUAUCAUCGUCUAAGGCUCACACACCCCCGUAAGCUAGCAUAAAAUGCAAUGGCUCAUAGCCCCGUUAGGGAGAGGCUACCACAAUAAGCAAAGUAGAGGGAACAGUGCUUACAUUCUUUCGAAUCACGCAUACAAGAUACAGAACAGUAUGUACAAAACUAUCAUCAUCAAUUACUCAUACUCCCAUAAGCAAGCAAAAGAUGCAAUGGCUAAUAGCCCUGCGUGAUUCAUGGCUACUCACUUUGUGUGGAUUGGUUGCGAUGACGCUAACUCUGUGGUCGUCGGUGAUUUCAAUAUGGAUGCGUCGAUACCGAGAACGGAAUGGCUUACGCGUUUCGUGUUGCAGACAUAUAACUUUCGAAGCCACACCGAUCCGGCCCAAGUGAUCAUUCAGCGGCGUACGUGCAUCAAUUUGAAAUUGCGAAAGAGUGUUUCUGCAGUUGGAGUAUGCCGAUCGGUGUGAAUGAUAGCGACCACAAACCCAUUGUGACCGUCGCUACUAAGUGACAAUAAG